AGUACACUACGGACCUCACCAAACUGCUGCACGACCCUCUCCUCACGCUGUUGGAUUGUUGAUGUGCAGCUUCAGGAGAGGCGUUUGGAGAAAGCUUGUGAAGGUGUGAUGGAAAAAGCGACGGAGGAACCCAUUGGAAAGAAGACAGAUGCACCUGUGAAGGGUGAAGCUGCAAUCAAACCAGAAUUCCUAACAACCAAAGAAAAAUUCCAUGGGUUUGUAGACUCCGAGUGGCGGGGCCCAAAAGGAGACAAGGCCAGCGAAAAUGAGAAAGUCGAGGAGACAAAGGUGACACCUCCUGUGGAACCUGAUGCCAAGAAGCUCAAACUGGAUUCUGAGGAGAGCAACAAAUUUGUAAAACCAGACGGGAAACGGAUACGAGGACAGAAUAAGUCAAGGCCACACACAAAGCCCACCACCUAUGAUGAAAAACGACUGUGUCUUUCAGUCCUUCAGGACAACAGGGAAUGCCCCUUUGGAGACAAAUGCCACUUUCACCAUGACGUCGCUGAGUACAUGGCCACUAAGCCCGCUGACAUCAAGGAAAGCUGCUACCUCUACGACACGUUUGGAAAGUGUGCGUUUGGCCUCACCUGCCGCUUCGCCAAGGCGCACACUACACCUGACUUCAAGACCAUGGAGAACGCAGAACUAAUAAAAGCCUGCGAGGGGAAGACCCCGGUGAAGAACAGCCUGAGUAAAGACCUCCAGAAUCGCCUGAGGAAGCGUUCGGUCUCCUUCAAGAAGUCAGAAGAGUACCUCAAAACACUUUCAAACAACAGAGACAAAAGAGAACAGCAGGGGAAUGAUGAUGCCUGUGCUGCUGAAGUAUCUGCAGAUCAAACGGGAGGAGACCAGCAAGCGGCCACUAAAGCAGAAACACAGCUACAGGCCAGCCCAGAUAAACAGCCUCCAGUGAAGACUAUUGGCCCUCUGACUGAUGUAGAUGUCAUCAAGUUGCGUCCAUGUGAAAAGAAACAGGUGGACUUUCAGGACAAGCUCUACCUUGCUCCCUUAACAACUUGUGGAAAUCUGCCUUUCCGUCGCGUGUGCAAGCGCUUUGGAGCAGACAUCACCUGUGGGGAAAUGGCCAUGUGCACAAACCUGCUGCAGGGGCAGCAGUCGGAGUGGGCCCUGCUGAAACGGCACGAAAGUGAAGAUGUUUUUGGCGUCCAGGUGGAGGGCUGCUUCCCUGACACCAUGACGAGGUGUGCAGAGCUCAUCAACAACAACACUGAUGUUGAUUUUGUGGACAUCAACUCUGGAUGCCCCAUUGACCUUGUCUACAAGAAGGGUGGAGGCUGCGGGUUGAUGACACGCACCAGAAAGUUUGAACAGAUAAUCAAGGGAAUGAACUAUGUCCUUGAUGUCCCUUUGACAGUCAAGAUCCGCACUGGUGUUCAGGAGAAGAGCAACAUAGCUCACAAACUCAUCCCUGAGAUGAAGAAAUGGGGCGUCUCCAUGAUCACAUUGCAUGGCCGAUCCAGAGAGCAGCGCUACACUAAGUUAGCUGACUGGGAUUAUAUCACCACCUGCUCCAAGCUGGCUAGUCCUGUCCCACUUUUUGGUAAUGGAGACAUUCUCUCCUAUGAAGACGCCAUGAAAGCCAGAGAGACUGGAGUUUCUGGUAUUAUGAUUGCAAGAGGUGCUCUCAUCAAGCCCUGGAUCUUCACCGAAAUAAAGGAGAGCAGACACUGGGACAUCUCGUCCAAUGAGCGACUGGACAUCCUCAGGGAUUUCACCAACUUUGGUCUGGAGCACUGGGGCUCCGACACUCGAGGCGUGGAGAAGAUCCGCACCUUCAUGCUGGAGUGGCUCUCCUUCAUGUGCAGGUAUAUUCCAGUGGGCCUGUUGGAGCGAGUGCCUCAGAAGAUCAACGAGCGACCUCCGUACUACAUGGGCAGAAACUACCUGGAGUCACUGAUGGCCAGUCAACACGUUGGGGACUGGGUCAGGAUCAGUGAGAUGCUGCUUGGACCCGUACCGACGAAUUUCAACUUCUUGCCGAAACACAAAGCCAACGCCUACAAAUAAAAUGUCUCUUUUUCUGACUAUUAAAAAAUAUCCAGGUUUGUUUUUAAUGGCUCCAGAGAUUAAGAUUUAAUUAAAGAAAAUUGUGUUUUAAACGAUAAAGACUAUUGAAUAGUCUGUCUGUUUGAGUGGUGGUACAGAAGUGGAACACAUGGUUUUUUGUGUACUUGAAAUAUAUGCAAUAAACUCUUUUGCCACACUAAGA
Molecule: messenger RNA, 2236 nt
Organism: Morone saxatilis (striped sea-bass)
Lineage: Eukaryota; Metazoa; Chordata; Actinopteri; Moronidae
Gene: dus3l
Product: dihydrouridine synthase 3-like (S. cerevisiae)
Exons: 16
Coding region: 109-2034 (641 amino acids)
Biological process (GO): tRNA processing
Molecular function (GO): flavin adenine dinucleotide binding; metal ion binding; tRNA dihydrouridine synthase activity
Source: RefSeq, a predicted model, not a curated record